AUGCCUGGCUUGAACCAAAUCGUCUCGCCAGUUCCUCUGUCGCCAGCUCGACGAGAGACAAAGUUGACGUCCGGUGAUCUCUAUGCCAGCCUCAACGCCCUUGCUUCCAAGGGCGACCGACGUCCCGGAAGCCCUCUGCAGGAGGAGUACGCUGUGCCGGCUCCUCCCCCACCAAGCCCGAUCGAAUAUGAUGAUGAGAGCACCUUGAUCAGAGUGACCGCUACGCUACAAUGA
Molecule: messenger RNA, 234 nt
Organism: Clonostachys rhizophaga
Lineage: Eukaryota; Fungi; Ascomycota; Sordariomycetes; Hypocreales; Bionectriaceae
Source: the annotation of a GenBank genome assembly